This is a messenger RNA of Oldenlandia corymbosa var. corymbosa, 1530 nucleotides long. Lineage: Eukaryota; Viridiplantae; Streptophyta; Magnoliopsida; Gentianales; Rubiaceae. The record is from the annotation of a GenBank genome assembly.
AUGGCAAGCGACCCUAGCGAGGACAACCCCGACAAGGCCGACGGAAUGUGGAAGAACAACGUAGGGCACAAGCUGAAGGAGAUUCCCACUGGUUUGGAGGCACCACUUCAAUCCAUGUCUUUCAAAGAGAGACUGAUUGGGAUUUGGAAAAGAAGAGCGUCAUCGAAAAUCCAGAUUGAGCCCGGAGAUGUAAUCAUGGAGAAAACUCCCAUGAGUGAAAAGCUUCGAUUUUCGGAAAGAUUAAAAGCUAUUUUCCGAGAGGACUGGGAACACAUGGUGAUAGUCUCUCUAAUCGGAGUUACAUUAACUUACGGGGGACUGAACAACGCUGUCAAACGAAUGUGGUGCCCAAGCGGGGAUUAUGAAAUAAUCGAUUUCACGAAUGGAUUCUUUGGAGUUCUACUGCCCAGUGAGGAAGAUGAAGAGAAGGCCCUGCGUGGAGGCCCUUGGUUUGUGGGUCCACACUGUCUAUCAGUCCAGAAGUGGAUGCCGGGCUUUAGAGGUUCAACGGUGAAGGUGAAUUCCGUCGUGACUUGGAUCCGGCUACCAGACCUACCAGUAGAAUAUUACCAUGAAAUUGCACUCUUUUCAAUUGGGAACUUUGUUGGCAGAACGUUGAAGAUUGAUGAAAAGACGUUGUAUGCUGAUAGGGGCCAUGGCAGCACAACCUGUGGGAAAGAACUAAGGCAAGACACUCCGGUGAUGGAGCCGGUGGUUGGGAUUGAUGCCCAGGGAGGCCGAAUGGAGCCUGAGGAAAGUUACUUUCAAGUCUCUGAACCGAAUAGGUUGAAUAUGGAGAAGGAGGGGCGUGUUGGAUUUGGCCCGUGGAUGGUGGUUCAGAGGUGGCAGAACAGCCCAAAAGGUGAUGUGGCCCAAGCCAGAACAAAUCAAAAAAAUUGGAAAGCCCAAACUAUGGUGGACUUUAAUGGGAACCUUGGCAAUAAAGUUGGGCCAUCCAAAGCUACAAAGUCAAAUGGGGAAGCUAGUAAGCCGAAGAAUGGGACCCAAUCAGUUCAGAAUGUUUCCACAAAUUCGAUGAAAACUAAUGUUCCAAUCUUAAAGAAUAAGGAGUCAGUGUCUGUAUAUACUCAUGGAUUAGAACAGGGAGUGAAAACUAAUGCCACCAAACAGAAAAGUAGAGCUCCAAGAGGGAUCACAAUGGGUCAAAAUAAAGAAAUAUCGAGUCACAAUCAGGAAAAGUGUAACUAUCCAUUGUUGGGUUGGGAUUCGGAAUAUUCAAUUCCUGUCGAAGGGGGAAAGAAAAGGGGCAGAUUGCUGCCUAAUUGGAAAGCUUCGCCACCAACGUCGGGUUGCUCCACCAUGGUGGUUGACCAGGUCCAGGCUGAACACAAACCGCCUGAUCCACAGCAAUCGGAUCGGAUGGAGGACGAAUCAGGUACCUCGUCGGCGGCGGCACUAGCAAAACUGCCGGUCAAACCGCCGGACAUCGGGGAAAUAGAAAGAGUGGAGGCUUCGCAAGAUGCAGACAUGCAGGAAUUGGAUAUUGCGUUCCCCCAUCAGGGGAACUAG